Thecamonas trahens ATCC 50062 is the source of this 663-nucleotide messenger RNA. RefSeq names its product dephospho-CoA kinase. Lineage: Eukaryota; Apusomonadida; Apusomonadidae. Gene Ontology annotation, molecular function: dephospho-CoA kinase activity; ATP binding. The transcript is spliced from 2 exons. Gene Ontology annotation, biological process: coenzyme A biosynthetic process. Bases 1 to 663 code for a protein of 220 amino acids. The record is from RefSeq and is a predicted model, not a curated record.
AUGCAGUCCAUGCGCGGAGUCGCUGCAGCCGUUGCUGCCAACAGGCCCAUUGUUGUCGGCCUCUGCGGUGGCAUUGCCUGCGGCAAGUCGUCCGUCCGGGAGGAGCUGGCCAAGCUUGGCGCUGCCACCAUCGACGCGGACAAGGUCGGCCACGAGCUGUACACGCCGGGCCAUCCAGUGGCGAUGGCCGUCGGUGACGCUUUUAACGUCGCUACUCCUGAUGGUGGCGUUGAUCGCAAGGCUCUUGGCGCCGCCGUCUUUGGCAACAAAGACGCCAUGAAGCAGCUGACCGACAUUGUGUGGCCGGCCAUCGCCAGCAACCUCGAGCGCCGCAUCACCGACAUUGCCGCCGCCCCGCCUGCUCCGGCAUCCGGCAGCAUGCCGGUCACCAUCAUCGAGGCUGCUGUCCUCCUCGAGGCCGGCUGGCAGUCGAUGGUCGACGAGGUCUGGGUCGUGUCGGUCGCCCGCGACGUCGCCGUUGCCCGCCACGCCCGCAUCGACUCGCAGAUGUCCAACGAUGAACGCCUUGCCCACGCUCACCGCUCCAUCGACACCUCUACCCCCAAGGACGAGCUCGCCGCCAAGGUUCGCGCCGUCUGGGACGCUCUCCAGGCCGACGCCGCCGCAGCAGCAGGCCCAGCCGGCGACGAGCCCUCAUCGUAA